This is a messenger RNA of Rhinolophus ferrumequinum (greater horseshoe bat), 4028 nucleotides long. RefSeq names its product threonine synthase like 1 (gene THNSL1). Gene Ontology annotation, cellular component: cytoplasm. Lineage: Eukaryota; Metazoa; Chordata; Mammalia; Chiroptera; Rhinolophidae. The transcript has 3 exons. The coding region runs from base 1726 to 3957 and encodes 743 amino acids. The record is from RefSeq and is a predicted model, not a curated record.
AGGCCACAGCGCGUGGGUGGGGCGGGCCUAGCGAGGGUUGCGACCUGAGCUGUGGGCGAGCUGGGGCGAGAGCCAGACGUGCGGGGUUCGAUCCCAACGCGACAUUGGCUGCUCCUGGACACCCUCCCAUUUCUUUUCCUUUCCCCCGUCUUCUCAGUGUGAUUUUCUAGUUGCAGGGGGAUCGCCCACAAUCCCAUGGGAAUUGAACCGGCAACCUUGUUGUUGAACCGGCAACCUUGUUGAGAGCUCGCGCUCUAACCAACUGAGCCAUCCGGCCACCCACAGGAAGAUUUUUAUGGUGAAAUAAUACUGAUACAGAAUUAAUAAACUGUACUGUCACAAUUUUGUAUUUUUAAUUCAUAAAAAGCAAAGGGAAAGUAUGAUUAUAAAAGAUUAGGUGAAGUUAACAUGCAUAAUGUUGAUGUUACAGUCUUCUUUAAAAGUCAUUGAUGUUAAGCAUUGUAGCAACCAACAUAAAGUGGAAGAAAAGAUCAGUUAAAAGAUUUGGUGUGUCUAUAAAAACAAACCAGCUACUCAGAUAAUUUACAGUUAUUACUAAUACAGACAUCAAAAAGGUAUGCAUUGGGAACUAAAAAGGAAGACACAAUUUUAUAAGCAAAAACCUCCUGAAUAGGAGGUUAAUUAGGCUGUUUUUAUUCAGUGCCCACCAAAUUGCUAGUGUUACGGUACAAUACCAGAAUACAGUUUAGUAAAAGAAGUUCAGGUUCAAGCAUACAGUUCUCUAGUCCUUGGUUUUACUCCAGGGAAAGAAUUAGACUGCGUGGCAUAACAGUUCUUCAUUCACAGAUGAGUACCAGUAUUUUCUCUGAAGGUUUACAAACAAAUCAAACUACAAAAAAAUAUGCCUAGCCUUGUGCCUAGAUACUCUGAUUCAAUUUGUAUGCUUUUAGUCCGUUGUAAUUGAAUGACAAUUACUAUUACUAUAUAUACGAAUAUUAUUAUGUGCCAGCCACUGAUACAUGCUUUGAAUUUAUUAUAAACUCAUUUAAAUAGUUUAGAGGUAACUGUGUGUGGCAGAUGCUUCAUUUGCAGUUUUUACUUGUAUGCAUUUUCAUUUGUAUGUAGAUAAUUACGUACAAAUCAUAUAAUGACUCAGGUGGAUAAAACAACCUGAAAGAGUAAUUCAAACACUCAUUUCGUAGCUUUUAGUCCACUGAUUUUUUUCCUUGAUCACUAAGCAUACAGUUAUAAUUGUAGGUGUCGUGAAAGAUUUUAUAUGUUAUUAUUUGUUUAUAUUGUCUUUCAUAUUGAUUGAUAGUAGAAAUUCCUUUUGUACUGUUUAGUAAAAAUUUCUAUAAUUAGACACAUGCUGAAAAAAAGCAGUAUCUUAACCUUUGAAUAACAAGUUGACAUGAAAAGGGUCAAUUCAUUAUUUUUCUGUACUUUAAAUAUUUCAGAUAGAUAUUUUAAUAAUAGACUAAUCUAUGUGUAGCAUUUUGUGAUAUUGUAUACAGCUAUGAUUAAUUUGAAAUUUUUUUCCAUUAUAGACUCCACUUUCGCAAAGAUAGACUUUGCCUCAACAUCAACAAACUUCAUCUAAGAUUGUUUCCUGUGUGUCAUAUGUUUACAAGUCAGUGAGAAUUAAGCACAGCACGUACAAGCUGAAAAGCCAAAUAAGGAAAUGUAUUCCUUCUCUUGACAGUUGUAAUUUAACUUGGCUAAAGCCAGUUUUUAGGUUGGCUUGGUCAGAAAAGUGAAAAGAAAAUGCUCCACUUUAACCGAUGUCAGCAUCUGAAACAAAUAACCCAGAAAUGUUUUUCUGUUAUACAUGUUAAAACGGAUCAACAUGCCCAGCUAUUUCUUUCAAGAACCUUUGCACUUGCAGAAUUAAGGAAGUCGUGGCACUCAACCCACUCUCUUAUUGGAGACAAAAAUAUUAUUCUGAUGGGACCGCCUGGUGCUGGGAAAACAACAGUAGGCAGAAUAAUAGGUCAGAAACUGGGUUGUUGUGUCAUAGAUGUGGAUGAUGAUAUCCUUGAAAAAACCUGGAAUAUGAGUGUGUCUAAAAAAUUACAGGAUGUUGGUAAUGAGCAAUUUUUAGAAGAGGAAGGAAAAGCUGUGUUAAACUUCUCUGCAUCUGGAAGUGUGAUUUCCCUUACGGGGUCCAAUCCAAUGCAUGAGGCUAGCAUGUGGCAUCUGAAGAAAAAUGGAAUAAUUGUAUACCUGGAUGUACCUCUAAUAGAUAUAGUUAGUCGUCUAAAAUUAAUGAAAAUAGAUAGAAUUGUAGGUCAGAAUUCUGGAACAUCUAUGAUAGACUUACUUAAAUUUAGAAGACUGUAUUAUAAGAAGUGGUAUGAUACUCGUGUUUUUUGUGAAAGUGGGGCUUCCCCAGAGGAGGUAGCCAACAAAGUGCUUAAUGCAGUUGAAAGAUACCAAGAUGUGGACUCAGAAACAUUCAUUUCAACAAGAUACAUUUGGCCUAAAGACUGUGAACAGAAGGUUUCAACAAAAUUCUUUAGCGAAGCUGUGAUUGAAGGGUUAGCUUCUGAUGGGGGACUCUUUGUUCCUCAGAAGGAAUUUCCAAAAUUAAACUCUGGGGAGUGGAAAAGCCUUGUAGAAGCAACCUACGUAGAAAGAGCACAAAUAUUAUUGGAAAAGUGUAUACAUCCUGCUGAUAUACCUGCUGCCAGACUGGGAGAAAUGAUUGAAACUGCCUAUGGGGAAAACUUUGCCUGCUCAAAAAUUGCCCCUGUCAGGCACCUUUCAGGCAACCAGUUUAUGCUGGAGUUGUUUCAUGGACCAACAGGAUCAUUUAAAGAUUUGUCUUUACAGCUUAUGCCUCAUAUGUUUACACACUGUAUUCCACCAAGUUGCAAUUAUAUGAUACUGGUAGCGACUUCAGGAGACACAGGGAGUGCCGUCUUAAAUGGUUUUAGUCGUCUUAACAAAAAUGACAAGCAAAGAAUAGCCGUGGCCACAUUUUUUCCUGAAAAUGGAGUAAGUGAUUUUCAAAAAGCACAAAUAAUUGGUAGUCAGAAAGAAAAUGGAUGGGCAGUAGGUGUCAAGUCAGAUUUUGAUUUUUGCCAGACAGCUAUAAAAAGAAUGUUUAAAGAUUCUGAUUUUACUGGCUUUCUUACUGUGGAAUAUGGAACAGUCUUAAGUUCAGCUAAUUCCAUAAACUGGGGCCGGCUGCUUCCCCAAGUAGUUUAUCAUGCUUCUGCAUAUCUUGAUCUUGUUAGCCAAGGAUUUAUUUCUUUUGGAAGCCCAGUGGAUGUCUGCAUUCCCACAGGAAACUUUGGUAAUAUUUUAGCAGCGGUGUAUGCCAAAAUGAUGGGAAUCCCUAUUCGAAAAUUUAUUUGUGCCUCUAAUCAGAACCAUGUUUUGACUGAUUUUAUAAAAACAGGACAUUAUGAUCUAAGGGAAAGAAAAUUAGCACAGACCUUUUCACCAGCAAUAGAUAUUCUCAAAUCUUCAAACCUGGAACGACAUUUACACUUGAUGGCUAAUAAAGAUGGACAGUUAAUGACAAAAUUAUUUAACCAAUUAGAAGAGCAGCAUCACUUCCAGAUAGAAAAGAUUCUAGUUGAGAAACUUCAGCAGGAUUUUGUAGCCGACUGGUGCUCUGAGGAAGAGUGCCUUGCAGCUAUUCACUCCACCUACAAUACUUCAGGGUAUAUUUUGGAUCCACACACUGCUGUUGCAAAAGUGGUUGCAGACAGAAUGCAAGACAAAACUUGCCCAGUGAUUGUCUCAUCAACGGCUCAUUACUCAAAGUUCACACCUGCUAUCAUGCAGGCUUUAAAGAUUAAAGAAAUCAACCAAAUGUCAUCAAGUCAGCUUUAUUUACUGAGUUCAUACAAUGCAUUACCGCCACCACAUGAGGCUUUAUUAGAGAGAGCAAAACAGCAAGAGAAGAUGGAGUACCAGGUCUGUGUAGCUGAUGUGAAUGUCCUGAAGAGUCAUGUGGAAAAACUAAUACAAAAUCAAUUCAUGUAAGAGUUUUCUGAGUAAAAUGUUUUUUUUUUCUGGUAAUAAGCCUGCAAUAAUAAAUCACAAAAGUUGAUUUG